Blastomyces dermatitidis ER-3 is the source of this 2705-nucleotide messenger RNA. RefSeq lists its product as uncharacterized. The transcript has 3 exons. Bases 174 to 1250 code for a protein of 358 amino acids. The record is from RefSeq and is a predicted model, not a curated record. NCBI's taxonomy places the organism in Eukaryota, Fungi, Ascomycota, Eurotiomycetes, Onygenales, Ajellomycetaceae. Gene Ontology annotation, cellular component: membrane.
CUCGACUCCCCGCGACGUAUCUCAUCCAUCCCCCUUGAUCCUCCACCCGCGUCAUCCUCCCCUUACCGCCUGCAUUGCAUACCCAGUUACAGCUCUUCACGCUUCAAUAAAUACAAUCGCAUACUCUACGCGACUCACAUUCUACCCUUAUAUUGUCCCUUCCCCACCCAGCCAUGUCGCCUGCUUUACCCUACCUGCGCGGUCUGCGCAAGAGUGACCUCGUCGUUCUCGCUGAAGUCUCGAAUCUCCAGGAUUUUGAGGACUACAAGAAGACCGAGCUCGAGGCUGCGCUCGACGAACAUCUCGCCGCGAAUCGUGCCUUGCUUUCCGGCGAACAGAGGCUGGCAGACUACUACAAGCGUCUGUCGCACACAUCGCGCUCAUCUCCCGUCAAGAGGGAACCCAAGCCUGAGCCUGCAAUGUCUAGUGAUGAUACCAGGAGACCUAUCCGGUCGAGGCGACAAGUAAAACCAAAGCAGGAAGUCGAAGCCACAGAUGAAUCCGACAGCAGCGCUAGCAAAGAGUCCACCCCCGCGUCUCGCACCCCCGCGCGUCGCUCACUGCCCUUCUCUUCCCUCCCCCCAUCCCCCGCUGUCAUCACAGACGCGAUCGAUCGCCAAACCACCAAAGCCCGCCAGUCCAUGUCUGAAGCCUGGGACGCGUCCGGCAUAACCGAGCGCUCCGACGCGCUACGCUCUUGCCUCAGCAGCGUCCGCGCCAUCGAGACCAUCACCCUUGCGAUCGAGCUGUACGGUCUUCUCGCCGACAUCGUUCCUAUGCGCUACCUAGCCACGUUCCCUGCCGUACCCUCUGUCGGGACCCCGAACUACGCCAUCAAGGUCCCCGACCUCUUCAUCCUGCUCGACGCGUCCUUCUGGGGCCCUUUCUCCCUCUGGCUUACCACGAGUAUAUUCCUACCGUCCCUACUCGCGUACUUCUUCAACCUGAGCUUGAAGAUUUCUCAGCAAGGCGGCGGCAGCAGCAUCCAUGCUUAUGGCACGCGUCGUACCACCACCUCGGUUGCUGCAAGGGUUGCUGAAACCGCUAACCUGGACCCACUGGUUUAUAACGUCUCCAAGGCGUUGGUUUCGUACCUGGUGUACACGAACAUCUUCACCUUUUGGAACGUGUACCGUCGGACGACGGUGAUGGCUGUUCCCGGUGCGGUUCCUGGUGGACUACCUGGUUUGUUGACUGGGUCCGCCAUUGGGAUGUUGGGGAGUUUGUAUGAGGCGAUUCUGAGGAGGUGAAAUUCUUAACUUUGUGUGUUUUUUUAUUUCAUUUUAUUCCAUUUUCUUUUACUACUAACUGAUCUGGAUAUUGUUUGGACGUUGGACGGGGGAUGAUACGUGAUCGGGGUUGUUGGCUGGAUUAAGUUUCCUGUCAGGGACAGCUCGGAGGAAAAGGAGGUUUUGUUGGAGUGUUUAAACGAAGGGGUAAAAUUAGGGAGAAGAAUAACGUCCUUCGGAGAAGUAGAGGGGAGAACUUCUGAGCUUUCUUUGGAAGCAUGGAUUUUUUGAACCUGUGAUUCAGGAGUUGGGAUGGGCUGGUUUCUUCCAUUCUUGUUUUUCUUGUUCCUCCGGUAUCUAUUUUUUUCUUUUUUUUGCUUCUAUAUGUUUCAUGAAACCCCUCAUUCGUUGGGUAUGUUACGAUUUUGAUAUUUUUGUAGCUGGGUUUCUUUUUCUUUUCCUUUCCCUUCUUGUCUUUCUUUUGCCCUUCCUCCCCCCGGUUUUCUAGCCAUGCGGUAGUUCUGGUUUUCUCCUCUUCGUUCCCUCUUAUACAUAUAUCCGCGCGCUGUGCUUUUCUUUCUUUUUUAGCUGGGGAGUGAAUUGGGCUUGGUUUGGCUUUGGCUUUGGCUUUUUGCUUUGGAUUCGAUUGUUCUAGUUUGGAUACUUGUUCCUUAGGUUUUGCUGUUGUGCUCUUAUUUUUUGUUUUCUAUUUUAAUUAUGAUGAGGGGUUUUUUGGUUCCCUUGAUGUUGGUUUAUAUCUUAUCUAGUACUUAUUGGCUUCCCCCUUCUUAACGGUUUAUUUUCCUGCCCUCUUCUUAUUUUUGCUAUUCUCAAGUUUAGGUUUGUUGGGCCCUCGUUUUAUUUUCAUAUCCCUUGCAACCUUUGGAUUUUCGGAUACAGGAUGAAGUAAUUGGAAAAGUUUCGGGAGGUGUGGGUGGGUGUAUCUUUCAUACUCUCAGAAUUGAAGGUCUUUGCAUGAGUAGAGAGGAGACGGAAGGAGUAAUGGGAUUGGAUAAGCGAAGGGAGGGAGGAAUGUAAAGAACGGAGGAAAAGCUAAGUAUUGGUUAUUAUUAUCUCCUCUAGUCAAGCAAGCAACCACCUUUUUUCCAAGUGCCUUGUAGGCUCUAUUUCACUUGCUCUGCCGGGCUGCUGAGGAUUUCCAUGAACGAACCAUUUUAAAAAUGCAUAAUAUCCUUCGAUUAUGAAUUUAGUUGUUGGGUGGUUGAGGUAUGGAAGAGCGGAUAGGUGGAUGAUGGUAGCAAGUAUAAAUACGCACAAGUUCAAGUACAAGUACAGUUGUAGACAGACAUACAUCAAUUGGAGUGUUCCAAGAAGGUAAAGUAAGUGGGAGAAAAUGAGAUAGAAAAUGGAAAGGAAACGAGGAGGAAUCUAGUGUAUAGGAAAAAGGAAAUACGGGAGCGUAACAUCGGCUGGCCGUGCUUAGUUGUAUAUAUAUUAUGGCAUAAAUUUUUUAAA